Cladocopium goreaui is the source of this 3491-nucleotide messenger RNA. Lineage: Eukaryota; Dinophyceae; Suessiales; Symbiodiniaceae. The record is from the annotation of a GenBank genome assembly.
AUGUCGCUGCGGUUGCGGUCACGAUCACGAUCCAGAGAUAAACGAAGGAGAUCGCCUUCACGAGCAAAGAGGAAACCGCCGCUGGAAAGGCAAAGACGGCGAAGAAGCCAAACACGCAGUCAUUCUCCCAAAAGCAGGAGUCCAAAAAGGAAGCCGACAGGCGGCGGCGGUGGGUUUGGAAGUGGACCCGGUAGCGGCUUCGAUGUGAAAGUGAUGCCCGAAGAUUUGGAGCGGGUGCAAGCGCUGGCCAGGCAGUACAACCAAAACAAGUCGGUUGCACAGGCCGUAGCGCUACAUCUGGAGCAGACGAAGAACCAGCAACCACCGAACCCGGAGGUGGAGACUUUUCUGGCUCAGUAUCCGCAGAUCCAGGCUCAUGCUGCAGCCAGACUGCGGGCGCUACCUAAAGAAGCACAGACCAACGUUCUAAUGCGUGGUGGCUUGGGAAGUGCCCGUGAUCCGACUGCUAUGCUGCUUGGAAGGAUACGUCAAGUGGACCCUUUCAAUACCACUUGGGUGCCUCACACUCCGGGGAUGCAGCCAUUCCCUACGCAAUCUUCAUGCAGAUGUGGACAGGUGGCAAAAAUGGUGCCUGACAAGCCGCUGCUACCGGAGGCCAAGGUGCAAGACAAAGAAAAGGAGCCAUACGAAGGUGAGUACGAGAACCUCACUGCUCUUGCAGAAGGCCUGCGGGAAGGUUUGGUCGUGGGAGCUGCCGCGGCGAGCGAUUGUUGCUGGAAUGUGCCGGCCAUGGCAGGCCUGCGGAAGAGUUUGAAGCGUUGGCUGGGGCGUGUCGCUGCGAGAGUUGCCUUGGAAAGGUGUGGCGCGUCCUUGGCCGCGGUGCUGCGUCUUCGCGAACUCUACAAGAAGUUCCUCGCGGUCUGCAGCUGCAGGGGUGAGACGCUACGCCAGCUGCCCUAUGAGGCGUUUGGGCUGCCUGACCCGGACGACGAACAGCCGCGUCCGGAGAGGAGGAACAUGAAGUGGCACCGUCGGCGCUGCCCUACGGGCAACAUCAAGGUCGCAGUCGUCGAGGACGAGGAGGCCCGCGGCAGCCUUACUCCUAUGGCCGACCUUCUCAAGGAAGAGGAGGAAGAAGAGCCUUCCUGCCCUGCGCGGCACCCGCAACGCGCUGCGCCGCACCAGCGGCUGCGGGGAAAGAAGCCGCAACUAAAAAUUCCGGGCGUCGGGGCCACCGUCACCGCUUUGGUCGACGUCAGCGGUGAGAUCAAGGACAAGGCCUGCUAUUUGGUGGUCAACGGCAAAAUUCUCGUUGGCAAAUGUGCCGUGUGGCGCUCCCCCAGCCAGGUCUGGGAAGCCGUCGCGCCGCCAGAAGGUGCCCUUCUCGAAGACAACUGUGUGGUCGUCUCUGCCGAAGGGGACUGCAACUCGAACAUGGCAGGCGGUGACUUCGACGGCGACCUCAACAUGCUCAGCUUCUGUCCACAGCUCAUCGCCCUGGCAGAAGCGACGGAGCAUGCCGUGGCAGCCGCAAGCAUGGAAGAUGUGGCAGAGGAGCGCACGGCUGCAUACGAGCAGUACGUUGCGGAGCUCAAAACUCCCCGCCUGCAUGGCUCGGUUACCGCCAUGGCAGAGCGGGCGGCGGACAAGGCCUUGGCAUCAAAGGCCCCAUUGCAGGAUGAAACGAUGCGCUGGGCCCUGCGCUUCUGCAUCCUGGGCCACCGCUCCAUGGAUGUUCCAAAGAAACAUUCCUUGGAAGCGAUGCUGGCCCUGCUUGCCGAUUUUCUUCGCGAAGGUGACGUCAAGAAGCGGGGCCAGCGCAGUACUGCAAUCACGGCGGCGGAGCUGAGGCUUGAAGAUCCCUCUGCCACCAAGACCCGGACCUUUGAGCUGUACGAGGACAUUGUGAAAAAGGUGUUGGGCAACACGCCCUUAGGCAUGGUUUGGCUGCCCGGCCUUCACCUGGCGAAGAGGUUGCUCCUUCAGGUGGAAAGGGCCCUGGAGGCCCUGGAGGCCCUGCAGCUGUCUCAUCACAACCGGUCUGUAUCCAAGGACGAAGCGCCGGCACUUCCGCCAGCGCCUAUGUCUGUGAGUGGUGCAAAGUUUUCACCGCCAGGCAUUGGCGUUGCGGCCGUUGCGAAGACGAAGUCCGUACCACCGUUGCCACCAGGAAGCCCGGCUUUGGGCCAAGCUCCUCAAAUGGUCGCAGGAGGCUCUGGGAUACCUGGCCAUCUGCAAUCGAUGCCAGGACCUCCGGCACCACCAGUGCCGGCGACGGCGCCUCCGCUGCCAACGGCUCCACCGGCUCUGCCGGCUCCGUCGGCUCCGUCGGCUCCGUCGGCUCCACCUGCCAGCUCAAGUCCAGGCCUUGAUGCGAUCCCUGCAAAGUCUUUCACGCUUUCAGCAGAACUUGAGAGCAAAAAAAAUAAUGUGCAAUCCUCCUUGGCUAAUCUGGCUGCAUCGCUUUUGGGAAAGGAGGUUGCAGGCCUUCUAGGGCCAAAGCAAGAGUCAGAGCAGACCGCAGUGCCUGCAUCUGAUUCCAUGCCCUCCACUAGACCUGCUUCACUUGACCUGAAUUCUGCGGCUCGGGCAGCAGAGCAGGCUGUAUUUGGAGCAGGAACAUCCAGCAGCCCAAGUACAAGUGCUGGUGGUGCAGCUGGCAGCACAGCUAUCCCUGCCACAACUGGUACUGGAGCGCAUCCAAAAACUGCCCCACCGCCAAACUUGCCCGCGAUUGGGCCUGCGAAUGGGUACAGUGCUCCACUGGGAACACCUGGUGUGCCAGGUAAGGUUGCAAGUGCCUUGGAUGCUCCACUAACAGAAGCACAAAUUGCAACACUUCCUCCAGCUCUCCAAGCUGUGUUGAGAAAGAAACAAGCAGAGCAGGGUGCACCUGUCCAAACUUCUGCACCAGCCCCGCUUGCACCACAGAUGUCUCCAGGCGUGUCUUCAGGGGUCCCUCCGCUCCCACCAGGACUCUCCCCUGGUGUCUCAAUGGAUGCCAGUGCCUCUUCCAGCUUGCCUCUUGAACCUGUGGCACCUGCAGCUGACGACCUGACUCCGGAACAACGUGCCGUGCUUGCUCAGAUUCGUCAGAAGCAGGAGGAGAGGGAAAAGAAGGAAGCAGAGGAAAAGGCUCAAAAGCAGCAAGCACAGCAGGCUGUAGCUGCAGAGACGGCAUACCAGAAUUUCUGGGUUCAGCGACAAAUGGCUUCGUUGAUGUCUCUCUACCAGCAAGGCCAUGCUCUGCAGCAGGAAAGAAAAACCGCUGCGCCUCCUACUGCACAAUCCGAUUACUGGGAAGGCGACUGGACAUGCGCCAAGUGCGGGGAUCAUCAAUUUGCCCGAAAUCGGGAGUGCAGGAAUUGUGGCGCUCCGCGAACGCAAUAGUGCCUUGGGGUUCAGCUUGAGGUCUCAGCGGCGAGCUGCAGCAGUGAGCCCCCUAGGCCGCCCUGCAGAAGGGCAUAGGACAAACAGAUGUGAACACAAUUUGAUGCAUAUUUGUUGCAUGUUUGUUGGUAUUGUUCUCC